AUGCACAGCAUCACGGCGCUACCAUGCACAGCACCACGGCGCUACCAUGCACAGCACCACGGCGCUACCAUUCACAGCACCACGGCGCUACCAUUCACAGCACCACGGCGCUACCAUUCACAGCACCACGGCGCUACCAUGCACAGCACCACGGCGCUACCAUACACAGCACCACGGCGCUACCAUUCACAGCACCACGGCGCUACCAUUCACAGCACCACGGCGCUACCAUUCACAGCACCACGGCGCUACCAUGCACAGCACCACGGCGCUACCAUUCACAGCACCACGGCGCUACCAUUCACAGCACCACGGCGCUACCAUUCACAGCACCACGGCGCUACCAUUCACAGCACCACGGCGCUACCAUUCACAGCACCACGGCGCUACCAUUCACAGCACCACGGCGCUACCAUUCACAGCAUCACGGCGCUACCAUUCACAGCACCACGGCGCUACCAUUCACAGCACCACGGCGCUACCAUUCACAGCACCACGCCGCUACCAUACACAGCACCACGGCGCUACCAUUCACAGCACCACGGCGCUACCAUACACAGCACCACGGCGCUACCAUUCACAGCACCACGGCGCUACCAUUCACAGCACCACGGCGCUACCAUUCACAGCACCACGGCGCUACCAUUCACAGCACCACGGCGCUACCAUUCACAGCACCACGGCGCUACCAUACACAGCACCACGGCGCUACCAUUCACAGCACCACGCCGCUACCAUUCACAGCACCACGGCGCUACCAUUCACAGCACCACGGCGCUACCAUUCACAGCACCACGGCGCUACCAUUCACAGCACCACGGCGCUACCAUUCACAGCACCACGGCGCUACCAUUCACAGCACCACGGCGCUACCAUUCACAGCACCACGGCGCUACCAUUCACAGCACCACGGCGCUACCAUACACAGCACCACGGCGCUACCAUUCAGCACCACGCACCAUACACAGCACCACGGCGCUACCAUUCACAGCACCACGGCGCUACCAUUCACAGCACCACGGCGCUACCAUUCACAGCACCACGGCGCUACCAUUCACAGCACCACGGCGCUACCAUUCACAGCACCACGGCGCUACCAUUCACAGCACCACGCGCUACCAUUCACAGGGCGCUACCAUUCACAGCACCACGGCGCUACCAUUCACAGCACCACGGCGCUACCAUUCACAGCACCACGGCGCUACCAUUCACAGCACCACGGCCAUUCACAGCACCACGGCGCUACCAUUCACAGCACCACGCACCAUACACAGCACCACGGCGCUACCAUUCACAGCACCACGGCGCUACCAUUCACAGCACCACGGCGCUACCAUUCACAGCACCACGGCGCUACCAUUCACAGCACCACGGCGCUACCAUUCACAGCACCACGGCGCUACCAUUCACAGCACCACGCCGCUACCAUACACAGCACCACGGCGCUACCAUUCACAGCACCACGGCGCUACCAUACACAGCACCACGGCGCUACCAUUCACAGCACCACGGCGCUACCAUUCACAGCACCACGGCGCUACCAUUCACAGCACCACGCCGCUACCAUUCACAGCACCAAGCCGCUACCAUACACAGCACCACGGCGCUACCAUUCACAGCACCACGGCGCUACCAUACACAGCACCACGGCGCUACCAUUCACAGCACCACGGUGCUACCAUUCACAGCACCACGGCGCUACCAUUCACAGCACCACGGCGCUACCAUACACAGCACCACGCCGCUACCAUUCACAGCACCACGGCGCUACCAUACACAGCACCACGGCGCUACCAUUCACAGCACCACGGCGCUACCAUUCACAGCACCACGGCGCUACCAUUCACAGCACCACGGCGCUACCAUUCACAGCACCACGGCGCUACCAUUCACAGCACCACGGCGCUACCAUUCACAGCACCACGCCGCUACCAUACACAGCACCACGGCGCUACCAUUCACAGCACCACGGCGCUACCAUACACAGCACCACGGCGCUACCAUUCACAGCACCACGGCGCUACCAUACACAGCACCACGGCGCUACCAUUCACAGCACCACGGCGCUACCAUUCACAGCACCACGGCGCUACCAUUCACAGCACCACGGUGCUACCAUUCACAGCACCACGGCGCUACCAUACACAGCACCACGGCGCUACCAUUCACAGCACCACGGUGCUACCAUUCACAGCACCACGGCGCUACCAUUCACAGCACCACGGUGCUACCAUACACAGCACCACGGCGCUACCAUUCACAGCACCACGGCGCUACCAUUCACAGCACCACGGCGCUACCAUUCACAGCACCACGGCGCUACCAUUCACAGCACCACGGCGCUACCAUUCACAGCACCACGGCGCUACCAUUCACAGCACCACGGCGCUACCAUUCACAGCACCACGGCGCUACCAUUCACAGCACCACGGCGCUACCAUUCACAGCACCACGGCGCUACCAUUCACAGCACCACGGCGCUACCAUUCACAGCACCACGGCGCUACCAUUCACAGCACCACGGCGCUACCAUACACAGCACCACGCCGCUACCAUACACAGCACCACGGCGCUACCAUACACAGCACCACGGCGCUACCAUACACAGCACCACGGCGCUACCAUACACAGCACCACGGCGCUACCAUACCUUAA
Messenger RNA from Procambarus clarkii (red swamp crayfish), 2655 nucleotides. NCBI's taxonomy places the organism in Eukaryota, Metazoa, Arthropoda, Malacostraca, Decapoda, Cambaridae. The record is from RefSeq and is a predicted model, not a curated record.